Messenger RNA from Misgurnus anguillicaudatus (oriental weatherfish), 2583 nucleotides. RefSeq names its product secretin receptor (gene sctr). Lineage: Eukaryota; Metazoa; Chordata; Actinopteri; Cypriniformes; Cobitidae. Gene Ontology annotation, cellular component: plasma membrane. Gene Ontology annotation, biological process: cell surface receptor signaling pathway; adenylate cyclase-modulating G protein-coupled receptor signaling pathway. The record is from RefSeq and is a predicted model, not a curated record. Gene Ontology annotation, molecular function: G protein-coupled peptide receptor activity; peptide hormone binding; secretin receptor activity.
GUGAGCGCGCGCACACCCUGUCGCGCGUACACUCACCUCAGUGCGCUCGUGCGUAGGCUAUGUGAUGCUGGGGAUGAGAUGAAAGUUUUCUUCAGAUCAGCUGAACUCCUGCAGUGAACAACACACAGACAGAAAGUAUUCAUCGUUUUCCUCGGACAGAUAUCUAGGGGUUUAAAUGAGGAUUUCCGUUGCUCUCGCGGCUUUACUGCACUUCACUUCUCACGUGGGUGCCAUUCCUCCAGAAUGUGAUCCAGAUUUUGUGUUGCUCAAAGAGGAGGAGAGCUGCUACAAUAUCAUCCAUCAAGAGAACCUGACAGAGAUCACUUCCACACUCACAGGUUGCAGUGUAUUAUGGGACCAUCUGAACUGUUGGCCUGCUGCUCAGGUGGGAGAGACCAUAUCCCUGCCGUGCCCUAAAUUCCUUAGGGUCAAAGCUGUUGUAAUGAGAAACUGUUCUGAGAGCGGCUGGUCAGAAACAUUUCCUCCGUAUGAACUGGCCUGUGGCCAUACACUCAACGACAGCUUUCAUUCUCACAGCGACUUGGUGUUCAUCUCACACGAGUAUUUCUUUUAUGUGAGGAUCAUGUAUUCUGUUGGAUACACCAUCUCUCUUGUGUCACUCAGCAUUGCUCUCACAGUGCUCUGUGUGUUCAGGAAGCUGCACUGUACGCGUAAUUUUAUUCAUAUGCAACUUUUUACAUCCUUCAUCCUACGAGCCAUCUUUAUCUUCAUCCGAGAUGCUGCACUGCAUUACUCACAGGAAUAUUACCACUGCAACUACCAUCCGCCUGGUUGCAAAGUUGCACUGUUCCUGUCUAACUACUGCAUCCUGGCAAAUUACAGCUGGUUGCUGGUGGAAGGUCAUUAUCUUCAUAGCCUCAUUAACCUCUCUGUACAUUCACAGAAGAGACGUCUUCACUUAUAUACACUGCUUGGCUGGGGGAUUCCAAUGCUCAUUAUUAUCAGCUGGAGUUUGGCCAAAUACAUGCAUCAGGAUGAAGGGUGUUGGGAGACAAGAGAUCAUGGAUGGAUAUGGUGGAUACUUAGAGUUCCAGUCAUCAUUUUUAUUACAGUAAACAUGCUGUUUUUCCUCAGUAUUAUUUGGACAUUAGUGGGGAAAUUGAAGGCUGCAGACAUGCAUGGAAAUGAGUUGAAUCAUCACAGGAAGCUGGCGAAAUCUACAUUCCUGCUGGUGUCACUGUUUGGCCUGCAGUAUGUCCUCUUCGCCUUUUUUCCAGAUAGAGUAAACGUCCUAACCUUUAAAAUCUGGAAUGUUAUUGAGCUUGCACUGGCAUCCACACAGGGCUUUAUUGUGGCACUGCUGUACUGUUUUUUGAAUAAAGAGGUCCGGUAUGAAGUUCAAAGACGAUGGAGAAGGUGGCGCCUGAAGCAACAUUUCCAUGGUGAUCCCAGAGGGCAUCACAGCUCUGUGAGUCAGAGUGGCGUGCCACUGACACAGGUGUCCCUGCUGACACGCCCAAACACACAGACAACAUAACCACAACCAACACAAAACAUAACCAAACAUCAAUCAAAACAACCCGACCACAAGCAACACACAGUCAACACAAAACCUAACCACAACCAACAACCAGUCAACACAGCCUAACCAUGACCGAAACACAACCUAACUAUAACCAGUAUACAGCCUAACUACAACCAACACACAAGCAUAACCACAACCAACACACAAACCUAAACACAACCAACAAAUAACCAAACAAUUACCAACACAAAACCUAACCACAACCAACACACAGUCAACACAGCCUAACCAUGACCGAAACAUAGCCUAACCAUGACCUAAACACAACCUAAUUAUAACCAAUAUACAGCCUAACUACAACCAACACACAGUCAACACACAAGCAUAACCACAACCAACACACAAACCUAAACACAACCAACAAAUAACCAACACAAAACCUAACCACAACCAACACACAGUCAACACAGCCUAACCAUGACCGAAACAUAGCCUAACCAUGACCUAAACACAACCUAAUUAUAACCAAUAUACAGGCUAACUACAACCAACACAUAGUCAACACACAAACAUAACCACAACCAACACACAACCAAACAAGAACCAACACACAAGCUAACCACAACCAACACACAGUCAACACAGCCUAAACAUGACCAAAACACAACAUAACUAUAACCAGUAUACAGCCUAACUACAACCAACACACAAGCUAACCACAACCAGCACACAAGCUAACCACAACCAGCACCUCCUAAUCACAACCAACACACAGUCAACACAAAACCUUAACCACAACCAACACAUAAUCAAAGAACAACUAACACACAACCUAACCACAAGCAACACAUACCAAACAACAACCCAACCAACACACAUUUAACACACAGCCUAACCACGACAACACAUAACCAAAGAACAACUAACAACCUAACCACAAGCAACACAUACCAAACAACAGCCAAAACAACCCAACCACCACCAACAACACAUAUUCAACACAAAACCUAACCACAACUAACACAUAGCCAAAGAACAACUAACACAAAACCUAACCACAACCAACACAUACCAAACAACCCAACCACCACCAACAC